This is a messenger RNA of Amphimedon queenslandica, 1188 nucleotides long. RefSeq lists its product as uncharacterized. The record is from RefSeq and is a predicted model, not a curated record. The transcript has 3 exons. Lineage: Eukaryota; Metazoa; Porifera; Demospongiae; Haplosclerida; Niphatidae. Gene Ontology annotation, molecular function: nucleic acid binding. Gene Ontology annotation, biological process: DNA integration. Bases 1 to 1188 code for a protein of 395 amino acids.
AUGGCCACUCGAUUAGAGGAUGGAGACCCUCCACUCACUCCUACGGCAGAUCAUGAAGAUGCAGGGCACGAUGGGAAAGGGGCUAUGAGAGACCCAGAAGGUACUGGGACAGGAGAGGAAGACUUCCACAUUUCAGACUGUGACUUUAAACGCCUCACGGAGACCCUCUCUCACACCACUCUCAGGUCAACUCAAAUACCCCCAGCUCUUCUCUGUCGUGGCACUCAACCUGCCCUGGACAUCCACUAUCUGGAUGGAGCUCUUCAGGGCUUCUUAGCGGCUGGUAUAGCAAAGUCAUCACACAAGACAUAUGAAACUGCUCACAAGAGAGGACUUCCAUCCUUGAUUGUAUCUGAUAACAGUAAAACCUUUAAGUCCUCAGCUAAGACUCUUAUUGCCAUCUUUAAACACCCUGCUACUCAACAUUACCUCUCAGGAGUCAGGAUAGAAUGGCAAUUCAAUUUAGAGAAGGCCCCUUGGUGGGGAGGCAUGUUUGAAAGGUUGGUGGGCUCAAUGAAACGUUGUUUAAGAAAGACAGUUGGGAAAUCUAAACUGACCUUUGAUGAAUUAUCUACUGUUAUCACGGAAGUUGAGGGAGUAUUAAACUCCAGACCACUGUCAUUCGUAUCAACAGAAGAUCUAGAAGAGCCUCUCACCCCAGCUCAUUUUCUACUUGGUCGUAGAUCACUCAGUCUUCCAGACUCAUUCUGCUAUGGUGAAGAGUCAGAAGACAUCGAUAUUACCUCCUCAGCUCUUACUAAGCGAAUGAAACAUCUCAAUUCAACCCUCGAGCAAUUUUGGAGAAGAUGGACAAAUGAAUACUUGCUUGAGCUGAGGGAAGCACACAGAUAUAGUAAGGGAAGUAGAAACAGUAGUAUUCCUACUGUUGGAGACAUUGUACUAGUGCAUGAUGAGGACAAGCCACGGGGAUUUUGGAAACUCUCUAGAAUAAUGGAAUUGAUUGUUGGCAGUGAUGGAAAAAUAAGAGGAGCUAUUGUAAGGAUUGGAAAUAAAAGGCUCAGGAGACCACUGCAGAAACUAUACCCUCUUGAGGUAUCACAACAAGAUCCCCCUGAUAGCUUGUCUGACUCGUCCAAUGUUACAUCUGACGUACUUACCGAUAUUACACCCCGUCGAUCGACUCGCUCUACUAACCAAAUGACCCUCGAUCGAAUGCAGGCUUGUUGA